Molecule: messenger RNA, 786 nt
Organism: Cynara cardunculus var. scolymus (artichoke)
Lineage: Eukaryota; Viridiplantae; Streptophyta; Magnoliopsida; Asterales; Asteraceae
Product: UPF0426 protein At1g28150, chloroplastic
Exons: 3
Coding region: 170-517 (115 amino acids)
Source: RefSeq, a predicted model, not a curated record
CUUGGGUUUAUGAUAAGGUAAAAGAUAGUCGGGGAGUUGCUGGGGCGAUCGAUUUUUACACAACACAACAGGGUGGAAAAUUAAGUUAGGGUUCUUGCUGAUUUAGGAGAAAAGGGUUGGUUGGAAUCAGAGAUUUGAGAUAAGAAAAUCAAAGCUGCAGGAGAACAAGAUGUCAUCCUUGUGCCUAAUUCCUCUUCCAUCAUGCGCAUCGUGGAAACCGGUGACUACUGUUCGUCGAAAGCAUGUAAGAACAACGUCAAUCAACUGUACUAAUGAUUUUGGGGCCAAAUCCUUUUUCCUCAAUCCUUCCGAUGAGCGUAUACUUAAAAAAGCUUUGAAGGAGCCUGUUGCUUUCAUGGGGGGGAUGUUUGCAGGGCUUUUGAGGCUGGAUUUGAAUGAAGAUCCACUGAAGGAAUGGGUUAGUAGGACUGUGGAAGCCUCUGGAUUUACGGAAGAGGAACUUGACACUGAAAAGACCAUCGCAGCAGAAGAACCUCAGCAGAUAGAGAUUGAAUGAAUCCAUCUUUUGGUGAAUUAUUCUUAAUUUUCAUCAAAUCAAUGCUACAUAAUACCAUUCUUCUUUAUCAUAUCAUAAAAAAAAAUGCACAAUGAAGAAAAUUGCAACCAAAAUUCGAAUUCCAAUUCACAUUUGAGUCCUGUAACAUCUCUGUGUGUGUGUAUAUAUAUAUAUGUAGAGAGAGAAUCGGGUUCAAACGAGAAUGAUACCUAUUUAAGAGAAUAAUAAAAUGGUCGAAUCACAUGUGAUUUCAUACCAACGUCACGUAC